This is a messenger RNA of Drosophila pseudoobscura, 1696 nucleotides long. RefSeq names its product Thiamine pyrophosphate carrier protein 1 (gene Tpc1). Gene Ontology annotation, molecular function: thiamine transmembrane transporter activity. Gene Ontology annotation, cellular component: mitochondrial inner membrane. NCBI's taxonomy places the organism in Eukaryota, Metazoa, Arthropoda, Insecta, Diptera, Drosophilidae. Gene Ontology annotation, biological process: thiamine pyrophosphate transmembrane transport. Bases 286 to 1269 code for a protein of 327 amino acids. The record is from RefSeq and is a predicted model, not a curated record. The transcript has 2 exons.
GUUGAGGAAGCGCUAGAGUCAGAGUUGGAAUCUAUUUUAGGAGCAUGGACAAAUUGGUGCGCAGGCGAGCAUAGCCCCCAGAAAAACAGACAACAAGUAAAUGACAUCCGUGCGGCUCCACUGGGCAUGACUCUAAAAUGCCAUUGAGGAGGCAGUCGCAGCAAUAAAAGUGAAAUCCGCACGAGCAAACACGCACACACACUCACACACCCAGGCACAAACACAGCCGCCACCGCAGACAGGCAGCGAGCAGGCAUUCAUUUUCGUAUUGGUCAACGUAACGAAAUGGCGGUAACAACAGGCACCACCACAACCAGCCCCUCGCCAAGUCCGCGACGCAGGCAUAGUACGCGCGAGCAACUGCAUCAGAUUGUGGCUGGAGGCCUGUCGGCGGCCAUAACCCGUUCCACCUGCCAACCUCUGGACGUGCUAAAGAUACGCUUUCAGCUGCAGGUAGAGCCGCUGGGCAAGAGCCAGUCCACGGGCACACGACAGGCAUCCAAAUACAUCUCCAUUACACAGGCGGUGAAGACGAUAUACCGCGAGGAGGGAGUGCUGGCCUUCUGGAAGGGCCACAAUCCCGCCCAGGUGCUGUCCAUUAUGUACGGGAUCUGUCAGUUCUGGACAUAUGAACAGCUCAGUCUUCAGGCCAAUCAGACGCACUACCUCAAGGAUCACCAGCACUUGUCGAAUUUCCUGUGCGGCGCCGCUGCUGGCGGUGCUGCGGUUAUCAUCUCCACGCCGCUGGAUGUUAUACGAACGCGUCUGAUUGCCCAGGACACCAGCAAGGGCUAUAGGAAUGCCACGCGUGCCGUUUCCGCCAUUGUGCACCAGGAGGGACCACGCGGCAUGUACCGUGGACUCUCGUCGGCCCUGCUACAGAUUGCCCCGCUGAUGGGCACCAACUUUAUGGCGUAUCGGCUGUUCAGCGACUGGGCUUGUGCCUUCUUCGAGGUGGGGGACCGCAGCAAGCUGCCCACCUGGACGCUCCUCGCACUGGGCGCCUCAUCGGGUAUGCUGUCCAAGACGAUUGUGUAUCCCUUCGAUCUGAUCAAGAAACGCCUGCAGAUCCAGGGCUUCGAGUCGAAUCGACAGACGUUUGGCCAGACGCUGCAGUGCCACGGCGUUUGGGAUUGUUUACGGCUGACCGUGCGUCAAGAGGGCGUUCGCGGGCUGUACAAGGGCGUGGCCCCCACACUGCUGAAGUCAAGCCUGACGACGGCCUUGUAUUUUAGCAUUUACGACAAGCUCAAGCAAGUGCGGUUCUAGAUGUUAAUGGCAACCAACUGGGGUUAAUGGUUCUACCUAUUGUAGUGGCACUUCUGGUAGACAGAAUAUAUACAGUGUAUUUUCUAUUUUUAUAUAUAUAUUUACCACACCGUGUAAAUAAUAUUAAGCAUAGCUUAGCUGUUAAUUAGUUUUCGGUUCUGCGUGCGGGUUUUUCUAAUGAUAACAUAAUCAUUAGAUUGACUUAAGCAAUGGGUAGAGACACAAAAUACAACAUGCAGCGCACCAGUUAAGAAACUAUUAUUUCUAGUUUUAGGUUGAAGCGGGUUUUUUUUAUCCACAAGUUCCCCGAAUCUACAGCUUUAUUGUUUUUGCGGGACGCAUAGUUAUUUAAUUAUCUUUAUCAUAUUUUCAUAUUCAGGGACACAAAUAAUAAAUUAAAACGCACCAUGAUAUUUUUAUCUGACGA